AUGGAUGUCAACGAGACAAAGACUGGCGAGCCGCUGAGGCCUGUCGAUUCAGUUGCCGACAACAUCAUAUCAGAUGAAGACCGCCUCGCCCAACUCGGCCAUACCCAGGAGCUGAACAGACAGUUCUCGUUGCCGACCCUGGGGGCGCUAUGCCUCUGUCUCAUGGCAACAUGGGAGGCACUUUCUACUGUUAUCGCCCAGGCUCUGUUGAGCGGAGGAGCACCAUGCCUUUUCUACAACUACAUCUUGUCAUUCAGCUGCUCUGUAUGCAUUGCAGCAUCCCUAGGCGAGAUCGCCUCUAUCUAUCCCACAGCUGGCGGACAAUAUCACUGGGUUGCAGUACUUUGCCCACCCAGAAGUCGAUCUCUUGCGGCAUUCACCACCGGGUGGAUCUCAGUCGGUGGCCUGAUGGUCUUCUGCGCGUCGGCCGCAUUCGCAGCUGGACUGCAGGCACAGUCACUCAUUAUCCUGAAUAACGAUUCAUAUAUCCCCCAGCGAUGGCAAGGAAUGUUAUUUUAUUGGGCGAUUCUACUUUACUCGGCUGCUCUCAAUAUCUGGGGUUCGAGACUGCUCCCCCAUGCAAACAUGCUAUCCGGUGUCAUUCAUGUCGCAGGUUUCAUCGCGAUUCUUAUUGUCCUUGGUGUAAUGGCACCAAAAAACACUCCGUCAUUUGUCUUUACAGAGGUCGUCAACAGCAGUGGAUGGAGCAAUGAUGGGGUUUCGUGGCUCGUUGGCCUUAUAAGCGCCGUGUACCCUUUCUUAGGAUACGAUGCCGCUUGCCAUCUGGCGGAAGAAAUCCCAAACGCACCUCGAAACGUUCCUAUCGCCAUGGUUGGAAGUGUUACAGUCAAUGGCAUUAUGGGCCUUAUCUACUGCAUCGUUCUUCUCUUCUCAACUGGAUCCCUCGAGUCGCUUCUAAGCACCCCUACAGGCUUCCCCUUUAUGCAAAUUUAUCUUGAUGCAACCAAAUCUAGAGCCGGAUCGACAGUCAUGUCCUUAAUGCCGGUCUUGAUUGCCACUGCAGCAACCGUCGGUGGCAUUACCUCGGCAUCUCGCACCCUUUGGGCAUUUGCUCGUGAUAAAGCAAUACCCUUCGACAGCUAUUUCAGCCAUGUUCACAAAGGUCUCCAGGUCCCUGUCAGAGCGGUGGUUGUGGUCACCGUUGGCCAACUUCUACUCGGGUUCCUCUACCUUGGAAACACUACUGCUUUCAAUGCUGUUUUGUCCAUGGCCAUCAUCGGCAUUUACCUUUCAUACAGCAUCCCCAUUGCCUACAUGCUUCUUGUGGGUCGAAAGAAGCUCGCACGCAAGGAAUACGGCCCCUUCAAGCUGGGGAACUCCGUCGGUCCCGUACUGAAUGUUAUUAGCCUCGUUUGGAUGACCGUUGUGAUCAUUUUCAGCAUGUUUCCUUCUAUGCAGCCUGUCACGUCACAGAACAUGAACUAUUCUUCUGUCGUCAUGGCUGGCUGGCUGGCUUUUGGAUUGGGUUAUUAUUUCUUACGCGGAUGUACCAAGUUUGAGGUUCCUGUUGUUGCAUCUGAGGUAGUGGAAGGGAUUAGGGAUAGUUAG
Messenger RNA from Colletotrichum truncatum, 1569 nucleotides. RefSeq names its product amino acid transporter. Gene Ontology annotation, molecular function: transmembrane transporter activity. Gene Ontology annotation, cellular component: membrane. Gene Ontology annotation, biological process: transmembrane transport. The record is from RefSeq and is a predicted model, not a curated record. NCBI's taxonomy places the organism in Eukaryota, Fungi, Ascomycota, Sordariomycetes, Glomerellales, Glomerellaceae.